Messenger RNA from Ceratotherium simum simum (southern white rhinoceros), 1691 nucleotides. The record is from RefSeq and is a predicted model, not a curated record. Lineage: Eukaryota; Metazoa; Chordata; Mammalia; Perissodactyla; Rhinocerotidae.
GUCACAAGGUUUGCCACAUGAGGGUUACUUUCUCUUCAUCCCCCUUAAGUUCCCUUAGUCAUGCUUGCUUGCUUUCUUGCAGUACUGCCAAAUGAGAGAAGCUUCCAGAAUGCUGCUAAAAGUAAUAAUUUGGAUCUUAUGGAGAAGCUGUUUGAAAAGAAGGUUAAUAUUAAUGCUGUGAACAACAUGAACCGCACAGCCCUGCAUUUUGCAGUGGGGGCAAAUCAUUUAUCUGCAGUGGAUUUCUUGCUUAAUCACAAGGCCAGGGUGGAUGUUGCUGAUAAGCAUGGCUUGACAGUAAUUCACCUUGCCUCCUGGUCUGGAAGCCUUGAGAUCAUGCUCAUGCUGGUUAGAGCUGGCGCAGACCAGAGAGCCAAGAGUCAGGAUGGAAUGAAUGCCCUCCACUUUGCAGCUCAGAGCAAUAGUGUGCGCAUCGUGGAGUACCUCAUUCAAGAUCUACACCUGAAGGACCUGGACCAGCCUGAUGAGAAAGGAAGAAAACCAUUUCUUUUGGCAGCUGAGAGGGGCUACGUUGAGAUGAUAGAAAAACUGACCUUCCUUAAUCUGCAUUCUUCAGAAAAGGACAAGGAGGGGAACACCGCCCUGCACCUCGCAGCGAAGCAUGGUCACAGCUCUGCGGUCCGGGUGCUGCUAACCCAGUGGCAAGAAAUAAAUGAGACCAAUGAGAAUGGAGAAACCCCUUUCUUCCUGGCUGUUGAAGGAGGUCAUGAAGAAUAAAGCAAAGUGCUAGUGGCAGCAGGAAGUGACAUCAAUGUUCCAAAUAAACUCAACAUCAGUGCUUUGCAGAUAGCAAUGCAGAAUGGCCACGCAUCCCUUGUUAGCUUUCUUCUCCAUGAGAACGUGGAUCUGCGCCAGAAGGUGGAACCUAAGGAGUCCCCUCUUCACUUAGCUGUUAUCAACAACGACAUCACGGUGGUGAACAGCUUACUGAGUGCACAGCAUGGUGUUGACGUCCUAAAUCAGAGACGGCAAACUCCUUUGCAUGUAGCUGCUGAUCUUGGAAAUGUGGAGCUGGUGGAAACCCUGCUGAAGGCCGGCUGUGACCUGAAGGUUGUCGAUAAGCAAGGGAGCACAGCCCUGGCCGUGGCCUCCAGGAGCAACCACAGCCUUGUUGUGGACAUGCUCAUUAAAGCGGAGCGAUACUGUGCCUGGAGAGAGGAGCGUGGCGAGAACAUCAGGGACCCAUCAACCAGCUUUCCUCUGACAUUCAAGCAAGAUCACAGUCUGGAGACCAGACACAUUCGCAGUCUCCUCUGGAACCUGGCUUACCGUCAGCUGAAGGCCAACGAGUGCCAGAGGUUGGCCCGAUCGUGGAACUUUACCGAAGACCAGAUCAGAGCCAUCGAGGAGCAGUGGUUAGGAAAGGAGAGCUUCCGUGAACACGGCCACAGGGCUCUGCUCAUCUGGCUGCACGGGACCCUGAUGACACAGGCCGCGCCGGUGAGGCACCUGUACGAGGAGCUGGUACGUGCAGGCUUCCCAGAACUAGCUGAAAAGAUCCGUCAAUUCAAAAGCAAAACUGACUCGAGGCCCAAGAAAUGUGCAGUUUCAUAAAUGCCUGAAGAAACGGUCUUAAAUGAUUUUCCACUCAGCAUUCAGUCCUUUUAAAUUCUGUGCCAUAAAAUUCUUCCAGCAGUGGUAUUGAUUUUCCUUUCAACUAAGAAGAUGGU